UGUGCGAUCCGUCAUCAUGAGCCGCCCCCCACUAGGCAAGGGCGGCGGCGCCCGCUCCGCCUUUGGCAGCGCCGCCACGGGCAGCUCUCUGUCGUACCUCGCCGAGCCGCCCUCGUUCGCCGCCGUCUCCGAUCCGAAUAUCGUCGUCUCCCUCAAAAACGUGCUCAAGAAGGAUAGCACCACCAAGGCGAAGGCGCUCGAUGAUCUCCUGCAGCACGUCCUGGCCCGCCCCCACGAGCAAGGAGGCGGUGUCGAGGAUGCUCUCCUCGAUGUCUGGACUCAAAUCUAUCCGCGCAUCUCCAUCGACAACUCCCGACGAGUCCGCGAACUUUCGCACACCUUGCAACUCGAGCUCCUCAAGUCGGCCCGGAAGCGCAUGGAACGCCAUCUACCCAAGGUUGUUGGCGCAUGGCUCUCCGGUCUUUACGACCGCGACCGCGUCGUCGCCCGUGCGGCAAACGAUGGCCUCUCUUCUUUCCUCAACACGCCUGAAAAGGUGUCUGGCUUUUGGCACAAGUGCCGCGGCCAGAUCCUCGACUACGCGACCGAAGCAAUACAGGAGACUAAGGACACCUUGAGUGACGAACGAUCCACCACGGCCGAGGAAGCUGAAGCCAAAUAUUUUCGGGUUGUUACAGCCAGCAUCUCCCUGGUUCUUGGCUUGCUCCAGCUUCGCGACGCCGGUCUGGAGGAGCUGAGCGAAAAGUAUGACGACUACUUUAGCCACGACGUUGUUUGGGAUGCUGUCACCUUCCAAGAUCAGCAAGUCAGGAAGGCUGCUUGUCAGCUUCUCUUCAUCUGUCUCGAGCGCAAGCUCCCCUACGCCGAUUCUGCCAGGGCUCGCCGAGCCUUCGUGACAGGAGGUCUCAAGACGAGCCAGGCAGGUUCUGCGCUUGAGUACGUGCGGGCCUUGACCAAGCUUGCUCAACACAACCCUUCCAUCUGGGAAGGCAGCCCUAACGACAAGAAGUCCCCCUUUACGCGACUGCAGGCAUUCGUUGCCAAGGGCUCCCAGGGUAGUCCACCCAAAUUCUGGGAGUAUCUUGACCAACUGCUGGCACAGCUGCCUGCCAGCAUGCUCACGGUCAAGGCUGCUUCCGGUCUGCUGUCGUCUCUCAAGUCCGGGAUCACAAGUCGCGACGAGCCGCGCACCAAUACCUCGUUCUCCUGGAAAUGCUUCGUCGAUGCGACCAACCGAUGCCUGAAACCUCUGUCUGACGAUGAGCGGCUCGAGAUCGCAAAAGAGCAUCUGUUUCCACUUUUCAAAAAUUUUGUUUUUGGGGUGUCCGACAAACAGACCGCGAUCCCAAUGGGGCCCAAUGCCAUGUCUGUAAUCGUGGACAUUGAUAUUGGCCUCCUGGAUAUAUCCUCCCACUUGGCUGACGCCGUGACUGCCGAGUGGGAUCGCCUGGCAACUCAGCUCUGCACAAAUAUAUCCGGAUCGCUUCCGGAGGUUUCCAAAGACUAUCAGACAUCGCAGUCUCAGAUUGCUGAGGAAGGAAGGCGCUGGUUUGGUCUCGUCGGGCUGCUUCGUGACGAACGGCAAUACACGACCAACGUCGCUCACAUUACAGCCCCUUCCAGAAAGAUCAUCUCGCAGUGUCUCGCGAUCCUUCAAAGCAGAAACUUGAAGCCCUUUGGGGCUGCUCAGGUGCUCGAGUAUGCCUUGAGCACAGCAGCUCACCUGUUCGAAGGCGAUCUAGGUCGACGAGUCGGCGAUUUUCUUCAGUCGGCUGCUGAGGAUAGCAUGGACAAAGUGCUGCUGUCAGCAUCAUCGCAGAGUCUCUUUGCUUGUCUGCGUAUCUUUGGUAGCAUCCCAGGCCACCAGGAAUGCUACCAGAGAGUAUGGCGAGUGUGGGCUUUGGCAUCUCUUAGUCUGCCAGAUCCAGGGCAGCGAAAUUUGGCCCUUACACAUCUCGUCUCCCACCCAGAGGCCACAUCACUGGCGCAUAGCAUUUCUGGCCUCCAAGAAGCAAUUGUGGAACAGGCUCACUUGGCGGCAGAGGCGAACCCGAUUGCCCAAAGCCAUUCUCUCGCCCUUGUGCGAGCGGCCUUGGAGUGCAAGGCAGUCGGGUUGGACGCGCGCCGCAAGAUAGCAAAGGAUGGAGUGACUUUCUUAUCCACACAACCCCAGCAUCCCGAACGGGUCCUUGAGGUCUUGGAAGCGGUUGCGGCAACUGAUCAUGAUCUCUUCGCCGAGGAUGAGGCCAUCCGCACCCAACUUGUCGCCCUGCUCCUCGGGCUCACGGAGCUUUCGAGCAGCGCCGUGUCGGAAAAGACGGCCAGAUUGCGAUCAUUGGUCGAUGUACAGGCGAAAGGCUCGCUCCCCGUGGUCGAUGUUAUACAGUCCAAUUUGGAACGAGUCGGGCCGCACUCACUCGAGAUUAGCACACUCGUCUCCCAAGCUAGGGCUGCUGCAAAGAGCGGUACGCCCUGGGAGGACAUUCUUCCUAGCACAAAUGCUUGGAUGGCAGAACUCUCACCGUUCUUGGACCAGCCUCUGAAUCCUUCUCUGGCCAUCACCUGCAGCAUUGAAGGCGCCGUUGCCCUUCCACAGCCAGAUGUGGCCCUGCCAUCUUCUCAGAUUCGGGUCCAACGCGAUCGGAAGGGGCGUUGCGUGCCUGUCCGAAUGGCUCUAUACACGUGUGAGCUCUUCAGAGCAGCAACCAAAGACAUAGUUCUUCCGCGGCAAUUCCACAUCGAACUCCUCUACUUGCAAUGCCUAUCGCUUCAGCUCGCAUCGGACCAGAUGACUUUGGCGGGAGCCGAUGGAAUGUGGCAGAACCUGAAAGUCGGAGACGCCGCCAUCGAAGCCGAGGAGCUUGUCACGUCAUCCAGGGGAAUGUUGAAUGAUAUUGCUUCAGCUGCAGACCGAUGGCAUUCUUCCGAGGAUGAUAGUAUCUCCGGCGUCAUUAACGGCUUGAUCGACCUAGCGAUGAAUGAGACGACUGACCUUUCCCCCAGAGGCCUAUACAGCGCUCGAAUUUUGACCGAGCUGCUCCAAGCGCUUACAGACGCUCAUGGCCUUCCGGUGGGCAUAGAAGAGCGGUUUCUUCGCUCAGACUUGCUGAAGGCCAAGCCUGAAACGGUUCUUGGAGCCGCGGCACUGGUCAAGGGGUUUGGCGAGCACCUGAAAGCAUCAAAGGCCGUCGGCAACUUCUGCAAUCGUCUUGUCAGCGAUGUCGCAGCUGCCACUGUCACGGGCGGCGUGAGCACACACAUGACGCUCGUUCUCUUCACCCUAUACGCGCGAUUGUAUGACAUUGGCGAGCUUCCAGUGGCUAAUAACCGGAUUGUAUUCGCUGCCAAGCAAAUCACGUCCUGGGUAGACGGCCUCGACGCACUGGAUCCUAAUCUCUGCGCGGAAAUGUGUCGUGCACUUACCUGGCUGCUUCCUUGCAUGAAGGAAGUGUACGGCUCAUAUUGGGAGAAGGCACUACACCUCUGCACUGGGUUAUGGGAGCGUGCUGGGCAGCUUGUGUUACACCAAGCCCUCCCGUUCAUUUACUCGUCGCUCAAGCUAUACAAGGCGCUCGAGGGCAUCCAGGAAUCAAAUGACGACCUUCAAGAGGCCUUGAAGGAUUUCUCGACCACCAAAUCCAGAGGGCUAGUGGAACUCUUGAAGCUUCCUCGUGAUUCUACUUCACAGCCACUGGAGAUCGUGGACGCCAUCCUGUGCCGGGAGCUGGAGAAGAUGCCCGUAUCGCGGAUACCGGAUCCAGUGAGCUUGUUCCCUCUGGUUGCCUCUGACUCGCGCGACAUUCAGACUGCCGCUUUCAACAUGCUUCACAAGAAAAUACCCGAACGGCAGGAACAAGAAGCGGUUGAAACUCUGCUCGAUAAGAAAGAUGCCCGACUUCCGGAUGAGCUUCUCUCGCUCUUGUUGGACCCACCGACGCUCGACAAGUACUCGGAUGAGGCGCUGGCCGAGUUUCCUAGCAGCAUCCGCUGCUAUCUUCUCACAUGGAAGCUUCUUUUCGAUGCGUUUUCGGGCGCGGCUUUCAAGUUACGAAAUGACUACACAGAACACCUGAAGACGGGUGACUACGUGAACUCGUUUCUGGAGUUCUUGUUUGAUGUGCUUGGACACUCGGCAGCGCAUCCCUUGAAUCUCGACAAGGAAUGUCUUGGGCCGAACGAAAUUUGCGACUAUGACAUCAAACUGGCCGAGACAGAACCGGCUGAGAAGAGCUUGCACUGGCUGCUGGUGCACCUGUAUUACCUGACAUUGAAGUAUAUUCCCGGACUGUUCCGAACUUGGUACAUUGACUGUCGAUCGAAGCAGACCAAGAUCACGGUCGAGUCAUGGACGACGAAGUACUUCUCGUCGCUCAUCAUUGCCGACACACUCGACGGUGUGCAAGCUUGGGCAGACACGCAGGAACCGCCGGCGGGAGACGAACAAGAGCUCCUGGUCAAGGUCUCGAAGCCGGCCAAGGAGGUCACAGCAGCCUACGACGUGGAUGAGUCGCAAGCUUCCAUCGCGAUCAAGUUGCCCCCAAGCUACCCCAUAGAGGGGGUGACGGUCUCUGGCCUGCACCGCGUGGCGGUGACGGAGCGCAGGUGGCAGAGCUGGAUCAUGACGACGCAAGGAGUGAUCACCUUUUCCAAUGGCAGCAUAAUCGAUGGGCUGCAGGUGUUCAAGCGCAACAUGAUAGGGGCGCUCAAGGGUCAGAGCGAGUGCGCCAUUUGCUACAGCAUCAUCUCGACCGACAAACGCACGCCGGACAAGCGUUGCACCACCUGCAAGAACCUCUUCCACCGCACCUGUCUGUACAAGUGGUUCCAGACCAGCAACCAGAACACAUGUCCUUUGUGCAGGAAUCCGAUCGACUAUCUCGGGGCGGACACGGCGAAACGGAGACAGGACCCUCGAUACGGACUCUGAGGAAGCUGGUCGUCAUUGUCGUAUUGGGUCGUUGGGUUGGACAGGGGGAGUAUUUAGACGAUUGCAUCAUGGGCGUCCACAUACGGCGGGAUAGUCUAAGAGGACAAAAUCAGGGUUGUGGGCCGUACUACAUUGGGUUGUUUCCUAGUAAGCAGGGCAGCCAUUUUGCUCUUAAGAAUAUCGGUUAUCGCUGUGCCUCAGGAUCAGGAUGAGUAAACAAAGGCAAUGCGAGGCACUACGCACUCUGGUAAGCGAGUCAUCUUGACCUGAUUUGAAGAGUUGGAAGGACGUACCUGGACUGCUGUCACCCGCUUUUUGUCGAACCUGAGCAGAUCCGCCACGACAGCUCCUAUCUCGUGGUCCAGGUUCGGCAGGAUGUCGCUCCACGGGCGUUGCGGGAACACUGUCCAUAACUCAAAUGGAGAUACUUUAAAACUUUGCGCCU
Messenger RNA from Purpureocillium takamizusanense, 5333 nucleotides. RefSeq lists its product as uncharacterized. Lineage: Eukaryota; Fungi; Ascomycota; Sordariomycetes; Hypocreales; Ophiocordycipitaceae. The transcript is spliced from 4 exons. The coding region runs from base 17 to 4888 and encodes 1623 amino acids. The record is from RefSeq and is a predicted model, not a curated record. Gene Ontology annotation, molecular function: ribosomal large subunit binding; zinc ion binding; ubiquitin protein ligase activity. Gene Ontology annotation, biological process: ribosome-associated ubiquitin-dependent protein catabolic process; rescue of stalled cytosolic ribosome. Gene Ontology annotation, cellular component: cytosol; RQC complex.